AAAAAGAAAACAAAGAUGAAGGCUCUUAUUAGCAGCGAUGGAGUAGGCGAGAUAACAUUAGGGAUGUCGAGCUGAGAAGUUACCUGCUUUAACACUAUCUCUGUGUUUUUUUUGUUUUGUUUUUUUUUUAGAAAUAAAAAGCCUUUUUUUUUCGUUGAAUCUCAGGAGAACUGCAGAUGGAUGUCUGUGCCUUAGUUAGGUGUCCCCGAAUUGUUGUUGUUAGCCGCUAACGCUAACUGUAGAAGUUCCGAGCUAGCUGGCCUAGCAAGUAAGAGAACGAUAACAAGUGACUUAUGUUUGAUUUGGUUAGCCCAGUAGACCCCGGUGAGUAAACUGUGUUUCGUCCAGCUAAUGGAGACAACAAACCUCAAUGGGAGUAGUUCGGGAACUGCGGCUUUAGCUGAGCUUUCGAAGUACCUAUAUAUGUAGGUUAGUUUAGCUUCCCAGAUAGCCGUUACUAUCCCUCGGAAGAAUGAGUGGAAAAGACCGUCACCUAAAGGAAGCCGAAGUCAGCUGCUGGGUUAAAUACUUCUUAUUUGGAUUUAACAUUAUAUUCUGGAUGCUAGGAGCAGCAUUCUUGGGUAUAGGCCUGUGGGCAUGGUCGGAGAAGGGCAUGCUGUCAAAUCUGUCGAUGAUCACCGACCUCGGGGGCUUUGACCCCGUGUGGUUCUUCAUGGUGGUGGGAGGGAUCAUGUUCAUCCUGGGCUUCGCCGGCUGCAUCGGAGCGCUCCGAGAGAACACCUUCCUGCUUAAAUUCUUUUCCGUGUUCCUCGGCUUGAUCUUCUUCCUGGAGCUGACUACGGGGAUCCUCGCCUUUGUCUUCAAGGACUGGAUCAAAGACCAGUUAAACWUUUUCAUCAAUAAGAACAUCAAGGCUUAUCGCGAUGACAUCGACUUGCAGAAUCUCAUUGACUUUACCCAGAAAUAUUGGAGGUGCUGCGGAGCUCAUGGGCCUGACGACUGGAACCAGAACAUCUACUUCAACUGCACUGACAGGAAUCCCAGCAGAGAACGCUGUGGAGUCCCUUUCUCCUGUUGUAUCAAAAAUCCUAAAGAGGACCUCAUCAAUACACAGUGUGGUUACGACAUUCGGCUCGAAGGGGACCUGGAUCGGCAGAAAUUCAUCUACACCAAGGGCUGUGUGGCACAGUUUGAGAAGUGGCUUCAGGACAACCUGAUUGUUGUCGCUGGGUUCUUUGUUGGCACUGCACUUUUACAGGUAAUGUCUCCCUGUUUCCCCUUAAACAUUCAUUGUAGGUGGCCCCUGUUUUUUUUUUUUUCUACGUUUUGUUUAGACUCAAGCUAAAUGCAUUGUGAUUUUGUGUCAUUACUGCCGCUUAGUGGCGAGAGUCUGUUAMAUCAGGCCUCUGCGGUACAAGCAGCCAUGACCCAAAUCCCAGAGUUGGGAAGUUGUUUCCAGCAGCACCUCAGUACAUUAGAAUAUCAUUAUAAAGCCAAUUUGUUUCGUUGUGCAAUUCACAAAGUAAAACUUGUACAUUGUAUGCGUUCAUUACACACAGCGUGGUACAUUUCGAUAUUUUUUUUCCUAUUAAUUUAGAUAAUCAUCACUUGGAGAUAAUGGAAACCAAAAAUCCAAUUUUGCCAAAAAUAUAAUACUAAUAGAAAAUUCUGGAUCUUUAAUCCAGGCGUGUCGUGCUACGAUUUAAUGUAUWAUAUAUGUACUUAAAUAUUUGUAGCCCCAUUCGCAYGAACUACUGCAGCGUUGCAUGGAGGAAAUCAACCUGAGUUUCUGCUGAGGUGUAAUAGAAACAUUCAACUUGUCUGCAGUGUCGAUUUUAGUGUCUCUGAUUUUUCUCUGGACAAUACCCCGUAGAGUCUCAAUGGGAUUUUGGUCAGGCUAAGUUAGCUCUCAUCAGCAAAGUGAUACCAUUGUCGAUUAAAAGAAGGAGCCAGAUUUCAGCUGAAAAUGUCUCAAAUGUCCUAGUAGAUGGCUACACGGUCUUCGGACUACUUGGAUUUUGUGCUCCUUCACUCCUCUUCCAGACUAUCUGGCAAUAAUGUACAAGUGGAAUAUAAAAGUUACGCAAAMGUAAAAAAAAGAWUGUAGUGUUACUGAGCAAAGGUCCUGUGCUUUUUCCUCCUUCGCCCAGGUCAGAUUGUUCUGACAUCGUCUUUGGUUCAGGAAUGAUUUAACACAAGGAAUGCAACACUUUUAUUCCUUUCUUCUUMACGUUCUUUAAAAAAUAAAAAUAACUGGAUACAGUAUUCUGUGAACAGUCAGCUUCUUCAGGAAUGACCCUUUGUGGCUGACCCUGCUCAU
This is a messenger RNA of Poecilia reticulata (guppy), 2281 nucleotides long. NCBI's taxonomy places the organism in Eukaryota, Metazoa, Chordata, Actinopteri, Cyprinodontiformes, Poeciliidae. The record is from RefSeq and is a predicted model, not a curated record.